ACACACGUACGUAUCAUUUUCCUAUAACAAAUCAUAUUUUCACUAGCGUCUCCUUUUUAUUAAAAAUCUCUUUUUCACUUGUCUCUCCUCUACGCUUCGAAAACCCUAGAUUUUGAAAUCGAAGAGUCAUGGCGAAGCUUUCGGAACCAAGUGACUCGACAUCGGAGGAAGAGCAAGUCAAUGACGCUCAGAUGAAUGAGGAGGAAGACGAGGAGGAGCUUCAAGCCGUCGCCAGAACCGCCGCCGAUUCCGACGACGAUGACGGCGAAGCUGCCGGAGAUGACCAGGAAGACGACGAUGAGGAAGGUGAUGGGGUUGGUAAUGGUGAAAUUAGCAGGCGUGAGAAAGCAAGGUUAAGAGAGUUGCAGAGAAAAAAGAAGCAAAAGAUUCAAGAGCUCUUGGAUGCCCAGAAUGCUGCCAUAGAUGCUGAUAUGAACAACAAGGGGAAGGGCCGUUUGAAGUAUCUCCUGCAACAAACAGAGAUCUUUGCUCACUUUGCCAAGAGUGACCAGGCGGCACAGAAGAAGACAAAGGGAAAGGGUCGUCAUGCUUCAAAAGUUACUGAAGAAGAAGAAGACGAGGAAUAUCUUAAGGAAGAAGAUGGACUUACUGCGGGAGGAAGCACAAGGCUACUCGUUCAACCCUCUUGUAUUCAGGGAAAGAUGAGGGAUUACCAACUUGCUGGUUUAAACUGGCUUAUACGUUUAUACGAGAAUGGUAUAAAUGGAAUUCUUGCAGAUGAGAUGGGGCUUGGUAAAACAUUGCAAACCAUCUCAUUGCUUGGCUAUUUGCAUGAAUUCAGAGGCAUCACUGGUCCCCACAUGGUUGUUGCUCCAAAGUCAACUCUAGGCAAUUGGAUGAAUGAGAUUCGACGUUUUUGCCCUACACUCCGUGCAGUCAAAUUUCUAGGAAAUCCUGAUGAGCGAAAAUACAUACGUGAAGAAUUACUAGCUGCGGGAAAGUUUGAUGUUUGUGUGACCAGUUUUGAAAUGGCAAUUAAAGAGAAGAAUGCCUUACGGCGCUUUAGUUGGCGCUACAUCAUAAUUGAUGAAGCUCACAGGAUCAAGAAUGAAAACUCACUGCUUUCCAAAACCAUGAGGCUCUUUAGCACUAAUUAUCGCCUUCUUAUCACCGGCACUCCACUGCAGAAUAAUCUCCAUGAACUCUGGUCCCUUUUAAAUUUUCUACUACCAGAGAUUUUCAGCUCCGCGGAAACAUUUGAUGAAUGGUUCGCAAUAUCUGGUGAAAAUGAUCAAGAGGAGGUUGUUCAACAGCUUCACAAGGUCCUCCGGCCUUUUCUUCUGCGAAGGUUGAAAUCAGAUGUGGAGAAAGGUCUGCCCCCGAAAAAGGAAACUAUACUUAAGGUUGGGAUGUCCCAACUGCAGAAGCAGUAUUACAAGGCUUUAUUGCAGAAAGAUCUCGAGGUUGUAAAUGCUGGCGGUGAGCGCAAGCGCCUACUUAAUAUAGCAAUGCAGCUGCGUAAAUGCUGUAAUCACCCUUAUCUUUUUCAAGGUGCCGAACCUGGUCCUCCAUAUACUACAGGAGAUCACCUUGUAACAAAUGCCGGAAAAAUGGUUCUGCUAGAUAAGUUGCUCCCGAAGCUUAAGGAACGUGAUUCAAGGGUUCUUAUAUUUUCACAGAUGACAAGACUGUUGGACAUCCUGGAAGACUAUUUGAUGUAUCGUGGAUAUCUUUACUGUCGAAUUGAUGGAAAUACAAGUGGUGAAGAUCGUGAUGCUUCUAUCGAUGCCUUCAAUAAGCCAGAAAGUGAAAAGUUUGUCUUCUUAUUAUCAACUAGAGCUGGAGGCCUUGGAAUUAAUCUUGCAACAGCUGAUAUAGUCAUUUUAUAUGACAGUGACUGGAACCCCCAAGUUGAUUUGCAGGCUCAGGACCGUGCCCACAGGAUUGGACAAAAGAAAGAAGUGCAAGUCUUCCGUUUUUGCACUGAGUAUACUAUUGAGGAGAAGGUUAUUGAAAGAGCUUAUAAAAAACUUGCGCUUGAUGCAUUGGUUAUCCAACAAGGGCGAUUAGCUGAGCAAAAGACUGUUAACAAAGAUGAGCUCUUGCAAAUGGUUAGAUUUGGUGCUGAAAUGGUUUUUAGUUCCAAGGACAGCACAAUUACAGAUGAAGAUAUAGAUAGAAUCAUUGCUAAAGGAGAAGAAGCAACAGCAGAGCUUGAUGCAAAAAUGAAGAAAUUCACAGAAGAUGCAAUCCAGUUUAAAAUGGAUGAUACUGCUGAUUUGUAUGAUUUUGAAGAUGACAAGGAAGAGAACAAGGUUGAUUUCAAGAAGAUUGUUAGUGAUAAUUGGGUUGAACCAUCAAGAAGAGAAAGGAAGCGCAAUUACUCGGAAUCAGAAUACUUCAAGCAAACAAUGCGGCAAAAUGGUCCUGCAAGACCAAAAGAGCCUCGAAUUCCUCGCAUGCCUCAGUUGCAUGACUUCCAAUUUUUCAAUACCCAAAGGCUCACGGAGCUCUAUGAAAAAGAAGUUCGUUUUCUCAUGCAAGCUCAUCAAAAGAAUCAGGCAAAAGACUCUGUAGAAGCUGAUGAAUCUGAAGAUGGUGGUGAUCCAUUGACUGCCGAAGAGCAAGAAGAAAAGGAGCAGUUGCUGGAAGAGGGUUUUUCAACAUGGAGUAAGAGAGACUUUAACACUUUCACCAGGGCUUGUGAGAAGUUUGGUCGAAAUGAUGUGAAAGGUAUUGCCUCUGAAAUGGAUGGUAAAUCAGAGGAAGAAGUUGAGAGAUAUGCAGAAGUUUUUAAAAAGAGAUACAAAGAAAUAAGUGAUUAUGACAAGAUCAUAAAGAAUAUUGAAAGAGGAGAGGCUAGAAUUUCCCGUAAGGACGAGAUCAUGAAAGCAAUUGGAAAGAAAUUGGAUCGCUACAAGAAUCCUUGGUUGGAACUGAAGAUCCAGUAUGGUCAGAACAAAGGAAAAUUAUACAAUGAAGAAUGUGAUCGCUUUAUUUUGUGCAUGACUCACAAAGUUGGUUAUGGGAAUUGGGAUGAGCUUAAAGCAGCAUUCCGGACUUCGCCCUUGUUUCGCUUUGAUUGGUUUGUCAAAUCGCGUACUACUCUAGAGCUUGCGAGGAGAUGUGAUGCACUCAUUCGAUUGGUGGAGAGGGAAAACCAAGAAUUUGAUGAGCGGGAGAGGCAGGCUCGUAAAGAGAAGAAACUUGUCAAGAACACGACACCUUCCAAGAAGUCUGGGGGAAGGCAGUCUGCUGAGAGCCCACCAUCUAGUAUGAAGAAGAGGAAGCAACUGUCGAUGGAUGAUUAUGUCACCUCGGAAAAGAGGAGAAAAUGAUGCUGGAACAAAUUUUCAAGUUAAUGAAUGCCCUUUAGUCAGGGUGUUAUUUUUUUGCUAUACCUUUUGCUGGAGGGUUUAAGCAUCUGAACAGUGAUAGAAUUAGGCAGUGAUGAGCUAUGUAUGCAAUGACUAGGUGUUGAAUUAUAAACGUAUCUACUUAAAGUUGUCUAUUGUACAACUUAUCAUAUUUUAACUUAAAUUUAGAAGUUUUUCAAUA
Daucus carota subsp. sativus is the source of this 3519-nucleotide messenger RNA. RefSeq names its product ISWI chromatin-remodeling complex ATPase CHR11-like. NCBI's taxonomy places the organism in Eukaryota, Viridiplantae, Streptophyta, Magnoliopsida, Apiales, Apiaceae. Bases 129 to 3299 code for a protein of 1056 amino acids. The transcript is spliced from 25 exons. Gene Ontology annotation, biological process: nucleosome organization; regulation of transcription by RNA polymerase II. The record is from RefSeq and is a predicted model, not a curated record. Gene Ontology annotation, cellular component: chromatin; nucleus. Gene Ontology annotation, molecular function: ATP binding; ATP hydrolysis activity; histone binding.